AUGCGUUCGUCGCCGCUCCAAGGCGGUCAGUUUCGGCGUCCAGAACGGCGGGCGCUCUGCCUUCCGAGGGCCGGUGAGGGCGCCGAUCCCCGCCUGGAGAAGUGCGGAGGCGCCGCCGUAGAGGCGUUGGCGCCAACCAAAAUGCCAAAAUUUUUAAAAAAAAGAGCACCUGCACACGUCCACCGCAAAAUACUUCUCAAAGAGAACAGGCACCGCAACAUGCCCCUCCUUCAACCACUUCUCCAGAGGGGUCCGCUUCUCACGCUUGAGACCGCCAGCAUUCCACGGGCCGACCCGCAAAAAAGGACCCGGAUUCAAUUCCGCGUCUCCGCGCACAGCCGAAGAAGCUGCCAGUGA
Trypanosoma conorhini is the source of this 357-nucleotide messenger RNA. RefSeq lists its product as uncharacterized. The coding region runs from base 1 to 357 and encodes 118 amino acids. The record is from RefSeq and is a predicted model, not a curated record. The transcript has a single exon. NCBI's taxonomy places the organism in Eukaryota, Euglenozoa, Kinetoplastea, Trypanosomatida, Trypanosomatidae.